Molecule: messenger RNA, 2969 nt
Organism: Bombus huntii
Lineage: Eukaryota; Metazoa; Arthropoda; Insecta; Hymenoptera; Apidae
Product: kynurenine/alpha-aminoadipate aminotransferase, mitochondrial-like
Exons: 8
Coding region: 1114-2358 (414 amino acids)
Biological process (GO): biosynthetic process
Molecular function (GO): L-kynurenine:2-oxoglutarate transaminase activity; pyridoxal phosphate binding
Source: RefSeq, a predicted model, not a curated record
GUCAUGCCUUCCCGUUAAAUUUACAAAUUUUUCUUUCCCAUUAUCGAAAUGAUCAGGCAGUCUCCGCGAAAGAUAUCGAUGUAUUCGAAUAUUCGAUUAAGAUAUUUCGUCGAAUUUAUUUCUCUUUUUGUGAAUUUUCUUCGUUACUCGCUGAUGUACGACGUGGCGAAGAAAGAAAGAAAGAAAGAAAGAAUACCGUAAGAAAAGUACGAGAAUCGUACGAUUACGUCGAAAACCAUGCCUUUAUGAUUUUCACUCGAUGUAAAUCUUCUUCGUUGAAUAUUUCGAUUUUUCGGCAUGGUUAUUGAGAUACGACCGAGUAACGAUGAUAACGAUGAAAGUAAUUCUUUCUACAUCCGAAUCCCUGCAAACUUACAAGCAACAUUUUACAAUGAGAAUGUACUCGACUUACGCUGUUUACAACAAUAAUCUCUCCGAUCCUUACUCGACAACCUUUUUGCAAUGGAUGAAUAAUAGUAGAAUACUCAUUUUCUUUACCGUGUCUCUAUUUUUUCAGAUACGAAAUAAAAUAUACAUGUUGAACAUAAGACGUUGAAGUGAUAUCCUCCAUGAUUUUUGUUCUUUUUACGCGCAUCUUAUCUUCCUAUUUACCAACGCACCAUGAUAUCGCUGUUUACGAUUAGUGCAAGAACAAACUUAAUUACGCCAUACAUUUAUCUUUUCAUUUCUAUAAUUAAUUUAUUUAUUUUCUUGUGAAAUAUUUUUCCAUUCCAUAAUCGAUUUAUAUCUGGUUGAGGGAAAUUUUCAUCGAUUACAAUGGUCCGAUUUGUAACGUUUCGAUCGUAACGUAUCAACAAUGUAAGCUAAUGAUAACCCACCGCAUGAAUAACAGGCUGAGUUUCGUUAAAACCAUAGUUGUGCCGAAGUCCAGUCUCUCGAUCACUUUCGACACGCUCGCUCGGUAUCGAUCGAUCCCGUAUUUCAUAAUAAAUUUAAAAUAUUUAGAAAUUGUCGACUUACCGAAUUUAUCUGACUCGAUUAAAUUGGGUAAAGCCGGAGUUAUUCGACUCGCUUGGACGCCUAUCGUUUUGACAAAAAUUAACCGAAACAAAGGUCAAAUAUUAAAAAUUAACCAGUGGUUCGUAAUUCAUAAUGGAUUUUUCGACGUUUCUAACGAAUGUCACGAGAAGGCGAAAGUCUAGUAUCCUUCGUGAAUUAGCGAUGAAAUUUAUAGAAGCGAAAGAUGCGAUAAGUCUAGCUAAUGGAAUGCCGAAUACAAAGACAUUUCCUUUCGUGGAUAUCUCCGUAACGUACAAGGGUGGAACAAAAGUAAAACUCGUCGGAGAAGAGUUGUCCUGGUCUCUUCAAUAUGGUCCUUCCCAAGGAUACUUACCAUUGUUAAAAAAAAUGCGAGAAUUUCAAGAAUAUUGGCACAAGCCGAUAUACAAAGACUGGGACGUACUUUUCACGUCUGGAUCGAUGGACGGGUGUAGCAAAAUUUUCGAGAUGACUUUAGAAACAGGCGAUCCUGUGAUGGUUCAAACACCGACUUACGACGGAAUUCUAAAUGCGCUCACACCUUUAAUGCCAGAAUUCAUCGAAAUUUCACAAGAUCGGGAUGGUAUAAUUCCGGUAAAUAUAAGAAAAAUUUGCGAAGAAAGACGAGACAGUGGUAAACCAAUGCCAAAAGUCCUUUACGCGAAUCCUACAGGAGCCAAUCCAACGGGAACAGUUUUGACGGAAUCGCGAAGAAGGGAAGUUUACGAAUUGGCUGAUACAUACAACUUUUUAAUCAUCGAGGACGAUCCCUAUUGUUUUAUCCAUUUCGUCGAUAAGAAACCUACCACCUUCCUCGAAUUGGAUACCAAAGGACGUGUAAUACGUUUGGAUUCUUUCAGCAAAAUUCUAAGCGCCGGUCUUAGAUUAGGCGUUGUUACAGCGCAUAAAGAAGUCAUUAAAAAAUUAACUACACAUAUGGAAGCAACAAAUAUUCACGCUUCCUCUUUAUCGCAAGUUUUGCUGUUCAAAUUACUAAACGUAUGGGAUCUGGAGAAGAUACGGCAACAUUUUAACGACAUUCAGAAAUUUUAUCACGAAAGACGAGACAUUAUGCUGUCUUUGAUGGAAAAACAUCUUACCGGAUUGGCAGAAUGGAACGUUCCAAAGGGUGGGAUGUUCGUUUGGCUAAAAGUGAAUAAAACGAAAGAUGUAAUGGAAUUGGCAAGGAUGAAGUGUAUUUCCCAAGGGAUUUUUCUUAUUCCCGGUCAUGCGUUUAACCACGACCGCUCGAAACCUGAACAGCAUCUCAGACUAUGCUACAGUUACGCGACACCGCAAGAAAUCGAUAAGGCGCUUUCAACGCUAGCUACGUUGAUACGCGAGGAGAUAAGAAAGUAGAACUGGAAACGGAGAUGAAAUAUAUUAUUUAUGUUUCUUCUCGUCUUUUCUUUUACAGCUAUGAUUAAGUUCGUACUUCUUUUGUAAUUUGUAGAAUGUGAAUCAUUAAGAAAAUAAAUAUUAUAUAUCAAGCUUUUAAAUAUUUUAAUUCAUCUUCCCGUGGAAAAAGGACAGAUAUAAUACAUUAUAGAUGGAUAUAUAAUUUGCAAUUUUUUAUUUUUAAUUCUUUUAAUUUUAAUUUGCGAUACAAUAAGAUAAAAAAAAAAAAAAACGAGGCAUAUAUGUAUUCUUUUUUAUAAUUCGCAGCUAAAUUCAUGUAAGAUCUCAAUAGAAAUCCGCACUAAUGUUGUGUGGUUUCCUUAAGGUUCGUACGAUAUUUCACUUGGAAUAUUAUGUUUUCAGUGACUGGUAGAUAUCGAAUUCGAUCUUGAGUUAUCGAUAUGAUUUUGAAUUCGCAAUUUAGAAUUUACGCUGGUGGCUGCGAUGUGAAUGACACGAAAAAUAUCGCAGGGCUAAACAUUAGUAAAAUUCGUUUAACUAAAUAAGCUAAAGCAACAGCAAGUGUCGAAAAAGGUUAGGUUAUCUCCAUUUACAUCGAUCAGCAGUGCCAA